AUGGUUCCCGUCGCGUGCAAGCGAGAGAAAAAGAGAGUCAAAUCCAUCCACAUCCAUCUACUCCAAGAAUCGACAGAUAGUCUUGGCUAUAUCCUGCAGUACGAACGCAUCCUCACUUGCUUCGCGAAUCAGCCUGCGCCAGACAUUAUUGUGAUUUUGACGCAGCGUUUGCCACAUUACGAUAUUACCAACAAAGUAGUCUCCGGUCACGCCUGCAUUUUCGAGUGGAAGACACUAGCAUCAGUUUUAGUUAUGACUACGCCAAUGAUACCAAUUUUGAUUGGUAUUCUGAUAUUGAGAAAACGAAUUGUCGCUAUUCUUUCAACGCAUACACUGUCGGAGAACACCAAGGUGCUACACAACGAUUUACUCAAGGCGCUCACCUAUCAGGCUGUACUUCCCUGCCUCUUCUCCGUCAGCCUGCUGUGCUACAUUUGCACACAAUUCGGCCUCUACCGUCAUCCGAUUCUGGAAUCUUUUUUAGUCAUGCCACUCGACUCCCUUGCUGUUCUCAGUCCACUGAUGAGCUUAUGCUUUAUCAGACCGUAUAGACGCCUCAUAUCAAAGCGCUUGUCAUCUGCCUUCAAAUGGACUUCAUACGCUGUCGGCGCACCAUCGCAGAGGACUUUUUAA
Molecule: messenger RNA, 633 nt
Organism: Cooperia oncophora
Lineage: Eukaryota; Metazoa; Nematoda; Chromadorea; Rhabditida; Trichostrongylidae
Source: the annotation of a GenBank genome assembly